GCGUUGUGUGCAGUGCCGUCUUUGGCUAAUAUUAUGUUUUGGAUUGGAAGAGAAAGAGUCAGUGGCGUUGUGCGCGUGUGCGUCUCAGAACAUUAUGGAAGGUCACCGGAAGCCGUUGAAGCCGCGCCUUGAGCGGCGGAACGCCAUGAAGAACAUCGAUUACCGGUUGAAGGAGGAUGAAGACACAGACACCGACACGGACAUAGACAUAGGUAGUUUGGAUGAAAGGAGUUUCCGAGUGGAAGGAAUUGACGGCGAAUUCGACCGGAUAUUUCGGAGCUUGGGUCUGUCCGGGCCCGAGGACUUUGCCAUCCCAGCGGCGGCUUGGAAAGAAGCCCAGGCCCAGAAGGCCCGCAGCACCGUGAACCUUCAACACGAACCGCCGCCACAAAAUAAAAAGCAGAGAGAGGGGGGAAUAAAUGGCGUUAGGCCUCCCAUUUUGGAACCCACGCAGGUUACCUCAUCUUGGACCACCCAACAACCAACGGAUUCUGAUUCCGUGUCACGUGAUGAAGACAGUGAUGUUGGUGUUGAAGCUGAAAUUGAAAAGGUUUCUGCUUUGGUCGGGAAUGAGACCUUUGAUGUUCAAAACUUGUCGCUGAAUGCAACCGGAUAUUUCGGGUCGUGGCAGAAAGGCGAGAUCUUGGGAAAGGGCUCUUUUGGAACUGUUUAUGAAGGCUUCACGGACGAUGGGAACUUUUUUGCUGUAAAGGAAGUGUCUUUAUUGGAUGACGGCAGCCAGGGAAAACAGAGCAUUUUCCAGCUUCAGCAGGAAAUCUCUCUUUUGAGUCAGUUCCGACACGACAACAUAGUUCGAUAUCUUGGUACUGACAAGGACAAUGACAAGCUGUAUAUCUUCCUCGAACUUGUAACAAAAGGAUCAUUGGCAAGUCUCUAUCAAAAGUAUCGACUAGGGGACUCUCAAGUAUCUUCAUACACAAGACAGAUUUUGAGUGGCUUGAAGUAUCUUCAUGAUCGUAAUGUGGUUCACAGGGACAUCAAGUGUGCCAAUAUAUUGGUUGAUGCAAAUGGCUCCGUCAAGCUUGCAGAUUUUGGAUUGGCGAAGGCAACCAAGCUGAAUGAUGUUAAAUCAAGUAAAGGCUCUCCCUACUGGAUGGCCCCCGAGGUUGUUAACUUGAGGAACCGUGGAUAUGGGUUAGCAGCUGAUAUAUGGAGCUUAGGAUGUACAGUGUUAGAGAUGUUGACGCGGCAACCUCCUUAUUCUCAUUUGGAAGGAAUGCAAGCGAUAUUCCGAAUUGGCAGUGGUCAACCCCCACCUGUUCCGGAAUCUUUGUCAACAGAUGCCCGAGAUUUUAUUCUUAAAUGCUUACAAGUUAACCCUAACAAACGGCCAACUGCUGCCCGGCUAUUAGACCAUCCAUUUGUAAAGAGACCACUUCUGUCUCCCAUAAGUCCUGUUUCUCCAAGUAUCAAUCUUUUACUGUCCUAAGAGAUUCUCAAUAGUAUCUGAGUUAUGUGUGUGUGCAGUUCACUUGAGAGGAAGUCCACUUGGUAACUUUGGUGUUGUGAAUUAGUGUACAUUGAUGAACCAAUCCAGUUGAGCACAAACUGAAGAAGCUGUGAACGUGAUGUGAGAAUCAUCUUAGAGUGACUUGCUGGACCUCCAUGUGUCAAAGCUCUAGCUGUGAUAAGCGGAGAAGUUGACUGAAGCUGCGUUUGAAUGUGAACAGCUGGUGAUUUUAGUGUUGUACAUGAGAGGCUUAUAAAGAAGCUUUAAUCAGCUGCCAAGUGCCUGGAACUUGAUAGACCUGUGCUGCAACCUGCUAGCGGUUGUGAGGAAGUUCACUGGACAGAUUUGGAAGCGGAUUUAUUUACUUUUUAGAGAGAAAAGUUACGUAACUUUAGUUCAUUUUCAUGCCUAAACAAAUAAAAGUGAACUAAAGUUACGUGACUUUUUCCUCCAAUAAGUCAAAGAAUCUGCUUCCGACGGAUUUAAAGAGCUGGAAUGAAACCUGUAACAAGACUUGAAGUUGACCUGGAUGACUGGACACUUGAGAACCUGGAAAGGCAUUUGAACUGGCUGGAACAUAUUGCACAUGAAGCUGACUUGUAAUUGGCAGUCAAGGUGACUGGUUAUGGGCUGUUUUGGCAGUUUGUAGGUUUAUCUAUAGGCUAGACUAUAAAAGACUUGAAUCAGAAAACUUAAAAGAGUUUUUUGGCAAUUCUGAAAAUUCAGUUCACACAAGUUUAUAGCUUUCUUGGGUUAGUUUUCUCUGAAGUUCAAGGCAACCUUGACUACAAAGUGAGCUGGGUGGCUUUGGUUCUUCAGAAUUUUCUUAUUUUGCUGGAGCAUUUGAAGGCCUUGACUACAAAGCUAGUUAGGUGAUCAAGAGCUGCAGUGUUUGUAACCAAAUUUCGUUAGAUCAAUUCAAUCUUGUUUUUACUGUCA
Molecule: messenger RNA, 2410 nt
Organism: Vigna unguiculata (cowpea)
Lineage: Eukaryota; Viridiplantae; Streptophyta; Magnoliopsida; Fabales; Fabaceae
Product: mitogen-activated protein kinase kinase kinase 1-like
Biological process (GO): MAPK cascade; protein phosphorylation
Cellular component (GO): cytoplasm
Molecular function (GO): MAP kinase kinase kinase activity; ATP binding
Source: RefSeq, a predicted model, not a curated record